AAUAACGUGUAAAAAGGAAUAGGUAGUUCAAAUAUACUAUUAUUAGGCCGGAUGUAGAAUCUGUCAAAUCUGUGGUUAGAUAGGUUAGAAUGUUGAUGUUUUUAUUUUAAGAUUCAGAAUUUUGCGGAAUAUUUUCAUUCAGUUUCUUUAUUAGCGAUGGAAUGUAAAGUUGAAAUUAAGAAUGAAGUUGAAGAGUAUGACCAUAACGAUAUAGAGCUAUCCACUUUAGUAGAUCUGGAUGAUUUGAAAAAUGAACCAGGAGAAGAUAACCCAGGUUGCCUCCAGGAGAACAACACAAUGAAAAUUAUCAAAACAACUGAACCUGCAUCUCCUAAAGAAACAUGUAGCAGUAGAAACACUGAAGAAACAACAUUAAAUAUGAAUCUUCAGACUGACCAAGGAUCCUACAUGUGUGAUAUUUGUUUAAAGCAGUUUAGUCAAGCGAGUAAUUUGAAAAGACAUUUGAGGAUACACACUGGAGAAAAACCGUACAAGUGUAAAAUUUGUUUGAAGGCAUUUACUGCACCACAUCAAUUGAAAGCACAUUUAAGAACGCACACUGGUGAAAAACCAUACAAGUGCGAAAUUUGUUUUAAGCAAUUUAGUGAAGCAGGAAAAUUGAAAAGGCACUUAAGAAUACACACUGGAGAAAAACGUUACAAGUGCGAAAUUUGUUUUAAGCAAUUUACUGCAGCACACCAUUUGAAAACUCAUUUAAGAACGCACACUGGAGAAAAACCAUACAAGUGCGAAAUUUGUUUUAAGCAAUUUAGUCAAGUAGGUACAUUGAAAAAGCACUUAAGUAUACACACUGGAGAAAAACGUUACAAGUGCGAAGUUUGUUUUAAGCAAUUUACUCACUUAGGUAAUUUGAAAAUUCAUAUGAGGGUGCACACUGGAGAAAAACCUUACAAGUGCCAUAUUUGUUUCAAGCAGUUUACUGCAACAAGUUAUUUGAAAACACAUUUUAAAUUGCACACUGGACAAAAACCUCACAAGUGCAAAAUUUGUUUUAAGCAGUUUCCCAAAAACGCCAUUUAACUGAACACAUUGGAGAAAAAUCUUACAAGUAGUGUAAAAUUUUGCUGUUGUGGUCUUCAUUUUGCUGUUGUGGCGAGCAGUCGUUUGUUAGAAGAUCCAUUGUACAAUGGUUUUGGUUUUAUGGUUUUUGUUGGAUUCUCUGCUUCUUUUCCGUACAUGGAAACUUUCCGUUUCUUCACAAGUACACAGGUUUACUUUCUGUUUGGAGGCUGCGAAUUUCUACAGCUUUCUCACCAUAAAUGGUCGAUGGUUAGACUUUUCCGGAAAUGAAUGGUUUCCUCGUAUCGUACGUGGAUAUAUGGGUCACAUUCCAUUGAACUGCGUAUCUACCACGGUGUGGCGAUCGCUGAUGUCAUUAUCAGCCAACUAAAAUCUUCAGUGGAGACUUUAUCCAGGAUUGUCUAUCGCUGCUGGUCAAAGAGCGGUAAAAUACACACACCCAAACUAUUAGGAUUUUAUUUUAAUAUGUAGAAUAAAAUCAUAAAUGGUGCUUUUUAAAUUUUAAUGAAAAACUUCUAUAUGACAAAUUAAUAUAUAUAACUAACUACUGUCAGACACACAGUGUACAUGAACUUAAAACUAUGCUUAAACUUACAGUUUACAUAUUAAUAAUAACUAUUUUUUCCAACACUCUCCCUUAAACUGUAAAGUGAGAACAUUAAGAAAUUAAACAUAUUGAAUUGAAUAUAAACAAUUGAACUACAUACACAUUAAAUCCAUAUUAUCCAAUAUAUAAAAAAUAUGACUACAAAAAAAAAUCUUUAGUUUCUGAUGAAUUCCAUGAUUAUGAAGAAAACAUGUUCCUCAUCACAACUAACUAACUGCUAAGUAACAUAAUCUGUUAAACAAUCGGGUGGACGUCUCUUCCUGAGUUGCCUUUUCCUAUCUUCCGAUUCAUGAGUAAAAUCUACAUCCGAAUCAGAGAAGUUUGUAACAUCAAUUGACUCCUGAUUUUCAUUAUCAAUUGAAUAAUCAUGAUUGAUAGUAAAUGAUUCAUCAAUUACAGACUCAUCACCAACAUUUUGAUUAAAUUCAUCAAUACAAGGUGUUGAUUCUAUUUUAACCUCAGGUUGAGUUGAAAUUGAAUUCUUUUCAUACAUUAGGUGUUCAAAAAAUACAACAUCUCUGAGUUUUUCUACUUUUCCUCUACAAUUGGGGUCAGCUAAUCUAUAGCCUUCAGUAUGUUCGUAUUACCCUACCAUAAUCAUGGGUUUAGAUUUAACAUCAAAUUUAACUCUAAAAUGCUUAGGUAUAUGAGCAUAUGCUUUACAUCCAAAUAUUCUUAAGUGACUCAAAUCAACCUUGGAACCAGUCCAUAAUUCUUCAGGAAGAGUACCAUUAAUAGCUGUAGUAUGGCUACGAUUUUUUAAAUAUAUUGCAGUAGCCACUG
This is a messenger RNA of Diabrotica virgifera virgifera (western corn rootworm), 2431 nucleotides long. RefSeq names its product zinc finger protein 235-like. The coding region runs from base 157 to 1041 and encodes 294 amino acids. NCBI's taxonomy places the organism in Eukaryota, Metazoa, Arthropoda, Insecta, Coleoptera, Chrysomelidae. The record is from RefSeq and is a predicted model, not a curated record. Gene Ontology annotation, biological process: regulation of transcription by RNA polymerase II; central nervous system development. The transcript is spliced from 2 exons. Gene Ontology annotation, cellular component: nucleus. Gene Ontology annotation, molecular function: RNA polymerase II cis-regulatory region sequence-specific DNA binding; DNA-binding transcription factor activity, RNA polymerase II-specific.